Messenger RNA from Penicillium brasilianum, 4489 nucleotides. The record is from the annotation of a GenBank genome assembly. NCBI's taxonomy places the organism in Eukaryota, Fungi, Ascomycota, Eurotiomycetes, Eurotiales, Aspergillaceae.
CCUGCCGCUAAGCAGCCCCGGUCCUAGGGACAGCCUGUGCAGGCUAUCAAUCUCAUUUCUUUGACCAACCCUGUACCCCUGCGCGCGGGGAAAUUGACAACGGACGGUGGCUGUCAUAUUGCUUUUUCUACAGCGGGAACUGUUUGCUUUGCCUGUCCGGGCACGAGUGGCCCAUAAAUUGGGGCGCUUGCUGGGCUCUCGAGAAAGUCCAGACUGGCGGUUUAUUUACACCCCGCGCUGAUUUGUUUGCGACUCGAGUUUGAAAUUCAAAGCAAGAACAGUCUCAAUUGCAUCUUCACUCGAAUUUUUUCCCUUCAUUCCAGACUCCAACUCACACUCUAGAGUCCUGGCUUUCUUUUGACUUGGAGCCUGAUAUUGGGUCACGGUCCCCCUGUCAGCAAUCUGCUUUCCCGACCGUGAAGAUGCCAAUCACACCACAGCAUCCCCGCCAGAAUGUCGGCCCUUUCAUUGACAGGUUGAAUCACCUCUAUGGCCUUGAAAUUCCCAAUCCAAAGAUUUCUUCUCCGUCAGCUCUUGAGACCCAAACUUCACUUCGCUGGCGGGUCUACAAGGGCAUUAAAAGACUGUACUAUCAACGCAGACCCGGUCUCGAUCGCUUGAUCAAUGGCUUCGCCGAAUGGGUGGACGGGCAGAAUCAGCCCGGGGCAGCGAGUGCGCACGCGACACGAAACAGGCGCAGACACAGUAAAGAACCUACGAUACUGAGCGAUCAGGAGAGAAACAAGCGACUGGAGUACUUGCAGAGACUAGUCGACGACGAGAUCUGGGAAGCGGAUGGUGGGACGUUGAGAGCGAAACGCGUCUCGGAAAGUUAUACAGAUCGAUCCGCCCAGUCGGGCUCACCUAAAAAGCGGAGAUUAAUUGACGUGGAGGAAGAUGGGGACGACGAGUUUCAUACCGCGCCUAACUCGCCUACGAAAGCUGUCGGGCCUGUCCGAUCGCCCGGGCUGGACUUGUCGAAACUCGAGUUGGCUAUGCACGAUGGAGCGAAUGACUCGGAUGUCCCUGAAUUCGCCGCCCCCGAUAGUCGAUUCGAGAGGAUGAAGCCACCCUCCAGCUUUGUUGAGAGAUUGACUGCAUCCCAGCCUGCCCGCCGCAGGGACCCUAUCAAGCGGUACGAUGUGGUGCCGUCCGUCAGGGAUGAACUCUCCACAAGCUUUAUGACAACGACCUCGGUGUCGUCGGUGUUUACAUCUCGAUUGAAUCGGUCUUUCGACACGGAUAUCACCGAGCCACUUGUGACUCUAUCAAGCUACGCGGAUUCCGUGGUAGGCUGGAUGGAGCGAACUAUGGACGCGAGCAUAGAAGAUCAAACCAUGACCGACGUGGAAGAGGAGGACGAAAAGAUUGCCAUUCGAAAUCGACUGGUUGACAAUCUUCUUCGUUAUGGACCGUUCGCAUUCGAGCAAACACUCAGCGAGAAGAUUCCCUUGCGAUUCCGUUACGAGCUGGAAAGGGUCGGGCGAGCAUGGAAUGUUCCCCUCAAGAAUAUGCUCUGGGGGGAUAAAGCUCCAUUCGCGAGCCAGGAUUCAUUCUGGGAAUGGAUUACCCUCAGCCAUACCCAGCGCUGCGCCCGUCCUGUCCCCGAGCGAUCCCCAGCCAAGGCUUGGGAUGCGGCAGUGGAAGACUUCAAGACUGAGAGAGCUUCCGAGGUAGUCAUCAUGUCCGGCAAUCUCGAGUGGUGUUCGGAAUCCGAGCCUGGGAUUCUGAAAUUGACUUUCGGUCCCUUGAAGACGGACAAGACGUGUCGAUUUCAUCGGAGAUUUGGGUCGGAUCGGUUUAUGACGCUCACCUUGCCGGCUCCGGCUCGACCGCCCAAGUAUCUCCAGUUCCUCGAUCAUCCAAGCGUGCUUCGCGAAAGUAUCGCUUUCUGGCUGACCCGUCAUGACCACCGAUGCUUGGGACGAACUUGGAGACCGUUCUUUGUGGAACAGGAAAAGUCCAAAGGUAAAGCUAGAAAGGAUCCCCACUUUCGGAUCGAUUUCUUUGCUGUGGACGGAGUGGACUUUAUCCACAACCCUCUUCGGACGAGUCCUAUUGCACCUCCGCACCAGAAGAGCAAUACGCAUACCCCCAUGAGUGUGGAUAAUCUGCUCGAGUGGCACAUGCCCUUUGCAGAGAACGGUGGUCAGAGCAAUUGUAAACUCUUCCAGCGCAUUUCCCUGGGCCUUUCAAAAACAUUUGCUUCUGUGACACUCAGACCAUCUCAAGUAGUCCGUCUGAGAGAUGACCCCUCGCGAAAACUUCAAAUGAAUGACGGUUGUGCACUCAUGUCAAGAGGUCUGGCGAAUGCCAUUUGUGAUAAGCUUGGUAUCACCGGUGCCACUCCGAGUGCAUUUCAAGGCCGUAUUGCUGGGGCCAAAGGGCUCUGGAUGGUGGAUAGACAUGCAUCAUCUCUCCGUAGUUUUGGUGAGGGUGAUGGCAACGAUAUCUGGAUCCAGAUAUCCGAUACUCAAUUGAAGAUUCACCCUCAUCCUCAAGACUGGAGUGGAUCAUUUGACCCUGAGCAAUUGACCUUCGAGGUCGUGAAGUGGUCUAAACCAUUGAACCCCGUUGAUCUGAACAUCCAGCUCUUGACUAUUCUCGCACAUGGUGGAAAUUGCCGAAACUAUGUUGCCGAGUUAACUAGAAAAAGUAUUCGAGAACCGUUCGAGAAACUCGCGGAUGUGCUCGAUCGCAAUAGCAACGUUGCUUGCCGGGCUUUUCUUCAGGACCUCAGGCCCUCGGGUGAAAAUGUCGCCAACAAGGCCCGACAGCUGGAUCAAUGGGUGACCAAUGAUGCUGAAUUUAUCAUGCACUUAUGCGAGGCGGGAUUCGCUCCACAGACAUUCUUCCCUCUUCGCAAGCGUCUUCGUUACUUCCUGAGUGAUCUUCUUGAUCGGUAUACGGAAGACCUUCAUAUCCAGGUUCCACUUUCAACGUAUGCCUUUUGUAUCGCUGAUCCGUAUGGGGUUCUUGAACCGGAUGAAAUUCAUUUUGGAUUCUCGAAAAAUUGGAAAGACCCGGAUGGCCAAUUUGAAGAUAACUUGUUGGAGGGUAUGGAUGUUCUUGUCGGUCGACUUCCGGCGCAUGUUCCGUCUGAUAUCCAGCGGCGCCGGGCAGUUUGGAAGAGCGAGCUCCGCCAUUUCAAAGACGUUAUUGUGUUUCCCACGAAAGGCGAUCAACCUCUGGCUGAUAUGCUCUCUGGUGGUGAUUACGAUGGUGAUACGCCAUGGGUCUGCUGGGAUCCGAUGCUCGUGCAAGGUUUCCGAAAUUCUAAUAUGCCGACGGAAUCAUUCUCGUUUGAUCACUUUGGUCUUACUAAGUACUCCAUCCCCAUGUCCGAGGUACAUUCUACCGAGGAGUUUCUGCAGGGUGCCUUUGAGUUCAACCUUACCGUGUCGAAUCUCGGACGAUGCACUGUUGAACAUGAGAGAAUUGCUUAUCAUCAAUCCCUUGAUUGCCCUCAGGCUAAGGAGCUUGCCUGCCUGCUCAGUCAUUUGGUUGAUGGACGGAAAGGCGGCGUUCAUCUCUCGGAGCAGGCAUGGCAGGCAUUUCGUAAGAAGAUUAGUCCACGUGGACGCCCUCCUCCCGCGUACCGAGAUUCGGACCAAAAGCCAAAGUUGAACAACAUUAUCGAUUACCUCAAGUUUCAGGUCGUUUCAAAAGAGCGAUAUAAAAUCUUGGCUGAACUUGAGAAGCGGUUCCCCGAAUCGCAAUCCGCCGAAGAGGUAGACGACGAUCUACUUCGCCCGUGGCUCGAGGCCUCGGAAGCAGCCAAGAUUGACCGGGAAUCCGGCAGCGACCUCAGCUUCAUUCUGGACCAGGUCACCCAAUCCAUCGAAAAGCUACACAAAGACUGGACCACAAUGAAGAAUAGCGAAAUACCUUACACGCUUCGAAUUCAGCAAAUCGCAGAAAGUGCACGCGCCUUAUCACCCCCGGAAGUAGGAUCGCAUCCUCUCGCGCACACAUGGCGCAACAGCCCCCAUGAAUGGCGCUGUCUGCUAGCUUCAUGUGCCUACCGCCGAUACCGAAACUCUUUCUCCCCAUUCCAUGCCUUUGGCGAUACACUGUGCCAAUUGAAGGCUUCUAGCGUGCCAUCUCGAACUAUUACCAAUGAGGUUGUGGCCUGUCUGCGGGUCAAUCAGAAGAUGGCUUCUCGCCUCGUGGCGGGGGAAUUACUUGUGCAUAAUACCGAGGUUGAGGAUAGUCAGUAUGAAGGGGAAGAUGCUAUUAUAGAGGCGGUUCUGAUGAGCCAAGAUGCAAAGUAUCUUGAUGAAAUGGAUGAUGGGAUGUCGGUGGAGUGAAGAAUAGAAGAUCAGUUAUGUCUAUGGCUUUUGGUUUGCUAGUCAAUGAUACCCGUGCAUCGUUCUGAGUCAACUUAUCCUGGGUCUACUGCAGUGGAAGGAUUUGGCAUAUGAAAAUGUGCACAUAGAGAAACACGUGUACAAUCCAAGAUGCACAUGAAUGAAGAACACAUUGAAGA